CAUCGCUUAUCUGGGGAGGGGAAUGAAUGAAUUCAAUUUCAAAGAUCUGAUUCAAAAUUAAACAUACGACAGACGAACGAAACAUUCUCAGUCCUCCGUUGCACACUGAACUCUCUCUCUCUCUCUCUCUCUCUCUCUCUCUCCUUUCCUAUCUUAUCCCUAUCACACACAAACACAAUCGAUCGAACUCAGAUCCCCUGCGGUUCAUAAUGGACAAGCGCGCAGCUGCGAGAAACCCACACGCUUCCACCGCCGAUCUCCUCACCUGGUCGGAGGUUCCUCGCCCCGAUUCCCCGGCGACCCCUCGCUCCGCUACCCGCUCCUCCCAUCAGCCGUCGGAUAAAAUCAGCAAGGUGGUGUUCGGAGGCCAGGUCACCGACGAGGAAGCUCAGUCUCUCUCCAGCGCGAAGCCAUGUUCAGGGUAUAAGCUCAAGGAAAUGACUGGUAGUCGCAUUUUUGGAGCUGAAGGCACCGCAGAUGAUGCAUCUGAAACAAAUCCUACUAACCCUAAUGCCAGAACCACAGUUCGUAUAGUUCAGCAAGCCACAAAUGGGAUCAGCCAAAUCUCGUUUGGCACGGAAGAGACAGUCUCUCCCAAGAAGCCUAAUUCUAUAGCUGAAGUGGCUAAGCAACGUGAGCUGAGUGGAACUUUACAAACCGAUUCUGAUUCGAAGAACAAGAAGCAGAUAUCGAAUGCGAAAAUCAAGGAGAUCAGUGGACAUGAUAUCUUUGCACCUCCACAAGAGCCAGCUCCCCGAUCGGUGCAUGUUGCACGCUCCCUGGAGUCCAGGGAGAACAACAAGGACAUUGGUGAACCUGCUCCCCGGACCAUUCGCACUUCUGUCAAAGUGUCUAAUCCUGCUGGUGGCCAGAGCAAUAUACUAUUUGGUGAAGACCCAGUGGUGAAGACAACAAAGAAGAUACACAACCAGAAGUUUCAGGAGCUAACAGGAAACAACAUAUUCAAGGGAGAUGUUCCACCUGGAUCAGCUGAGAAGACAAUAAGCACAGCCAAACUUAGAGAGAUCAGUGGCAACAACAUCUUUGCUGACGGAAAGGCAGAAUCCAGGGACUACUUUGGUGGCGUUCGCAAACCCCCAGGUGGCGAGAGCAGCAUUUCACUCAUAUAAACUGCUGCUAACUGUUCCCUACCAUCACCAGUUACUACUGGGGUCAAGAUCAAUGUCAUCCCCUGGAACUCCAUAACCAGAUUAUGCUGUUGGCUUUAGUUUAGUUUCUGGGGUCUAUGGUGUUGGCUUUCUCUUUCCGCCUUUUGUCUUUCUUUAUUCACCACCUUAACUUAACCACGUAUGCCAUUGCCAUAGAGUGCUGGACUUCACAGGCUUGUGGAGUUACCUAUGUACUGCUAUUCCCCACUGGACAAAACUUGAGACUCUUUAUAUAUUUCGCUCAAGGUUGUCAAACCGGUUUAUGCCAGUGUGCCGGUUUAGCAAGUGGAAUGGUUCAACCGGUGGCACAUACCGGUUUGUGCCGGUUCAUGCCGGUCAAUAUUACAAAUAAAAUUAUAAAUACUCAUAUUUAAACAUGACAUUUAACGUCAAUACCUAAACAUUUAUACUUGAAUCCAACAAAUA
This is a messenger RNA of Linum tenue, 1595 nucleotides long. Lineage: Eukaryota; Viridiplantae; Streptophyta; Magnoliopsida; Malpighiales; Linaceae. The record is from the annotation of a GenBank genome assembly.